Messenger RNA from Macrosteles quadrilineatus (aster leafhopper), 3210 nucleotides. Its product is annotated as zinc finger protein 341-like. Gene Ontology annotation, molecular function: RNA polymerase II transcription regulatory region sequence-specific DNA binding; DNA-binding transcription factor activity, RNA polymerase II-specific. Lineage: Eukaryota; Metazoa; Arthropoda; Insecta; Hemiptera; Cicadellidae. Gene Ontology annotation, cellular component: nucleus. Gene Ontology annotation, biological process: regulation of transcription by RNA polymerase II. Bases 136 to 2076 code for a protein of 646 amino acids. The transcript has 16 exons. The record is from RefSeq and is a predicted model, not a curated record.
UAGGCCUAUUUUAUAAUUUUAUUUAUACCAUAUUUUAUUGGUAUCAAUUAAUAUAAUUACAGUUUUUAUUUACUUAGGGGUUCAUAGUGUAUGUCAAUGAAUAAUUAGUAGCCUGUUAAUAAACUAGGCCUAAUCAUGACCCAAACACUUUACGACUCCCUUCAAGGAUUGAACUCUGAAGUGAUUACUGUCGGAACCCUCUUGGGAACUGGUGAUUUUGCUGAUGCAGCCAAUACCAAUGAUGAAGAAGACUUGUUCCAGUGUGGGAAGUGCAAGAAGCAAUUUUACUCACUUGGGACUUUCAUGACGCACAAAAAAACUCACCAGCUGAAUGAUUACCAAAGCUCUCAGAAACUUCUGACGGAAAGUGCUGCGCCAGGUGAGGACUUGCAGCCAGUCACACUUUUGCAGCCUGACGAUGAUGAUCGUCUUCAGCUGCAACCAAUCAUCCUGAGCGAGUCGGACAUCUUGUCUUUCAGCAUCGGCCAACCAGGGCUCAGCCUCUCUUCUGAGCAGGGUCUUAACAGUUUUGAAGACAAUGAGGCUCUUCUGAUGCCGGAAGAAGACGAUUCCCAGCUGAAAGAUUCAUCAGAGAUGUCACCCAAUCUUCAAUUCAGAUCUGCUCAGAUAAUACUUACUACUGAGAUAAGCAAAGAUCAGCCGAUACAAAUGAUUCUGCCGAACCUUACUGGACAUGAGUCAGAGUCGUACAGUUUGGACAAUCACAUCCUUACACUCGAGGACACUGCGAUGUUGGAACAGUGCCCAGAGGACGAAUCGGUGACACCAGAGUUUGUAGAUGGUGGAAAAGAACAAGGAGUGAAAAGCAAGCAACUGACAUGCCUCUAUUGCAACAAGGAGUUUACUAAGAGCUUUGACCUUCAGCAGCAUUUACGCUCUCACACGGGUGAACGACCUUUCCAGUGCGUCGUCUGCGGUCGGUCCUUCACGCAGAAGUCAAACGUCAAGAAACACAUGCGAACACAUAAGGUGUGGCCGCAAAAAAUGAGAAGUCUGCCAGAGAAGCCAUUAGAGAAGAUAACUGAACCGGCUGGCGAAGAAGUGGUUGUUGUAAACAACUCGUAUACUUGCCAAUUCUGUCCCGAGACCUUCAGUAGUUUUGCACAACUUAAAACACAUCGGAAAGCUCACACUGACAAUAAGAUAUUCCGGUGUAUCCAGAGCAAGUGUGGACAGAUGUUUGAGAACCUGCAGCAGUUUCUGCAGCACACAGCCUCGCAUCAGACGCAGAACGACGUGCAGUACAGAUGCUGCAUGUGCAGACAGGUGUUCACAAACCUGGAUGAGCUCGGCACCCACCAGAACACUCACACAUUGCCCAUCAAGAGCAAACAAGGGCCUUUUGUGUGCAAGAUAUGUAAAGCCAAAUUUACAACAGUAGAAGCUUUUGAGAGACAUCAGACUGAAGAAACUCACUUUUACCAGUGUCCACAGUGCAGCAAGGUCUACGUAUCAGAAAGACAUUUACGCAAACAUCUAGCAACUCAUUCUUCCAUCAAUUCCCACAUCUGCUCAGAAUGCGGAAAAGGAUUUAAGACUCGUCAGAACCUUAGAUAUCACAGAGUGACACAUCAAGGCGAGAAGUCGUACGAGUGCAAGUUCUGCUCAGCCUCGUUUGGUCGCCAAGACAGACUGAUAAGGCAUAUGAUGAUACACGACCCGUCACACAGAUUUAAAUGUCCGUUCAACAAGAGUUUGGGCUGCAAGAAGGAGUUUUAUCGCAAGGACAAGCUGAAGCAGCAUCUGUUGUCACACACCACUAACAAGGAUCUCAGAUGUAAAGGGUGUUCUCGGACGUUCAAACAGAGAGUUCAGCUGACCCGGCAUGAGGCUGUGUGUGUGGGAGAGAACAAGCCUUGUAAAGACUGCGGUCACGUCACUGCCAGUCUGGAUCGUUACAAGAAUUCUUCUGUAAAAGUCAAGAAAAACAAAGAACAUUUGAACAGACGAAAACAACGAUUGCUAGAGAGCAGGAAACCAUUUGACGAUGGAGUUCCGACGAUUCAAGUCGUUGUGGUACCACUGACUGAUUCCCAGGCACCUUUGACGUCAUAGCAGCAAAUCUGGAGAUGUUUAGUAUAAGUUUCAAAGGUAAAAAUCCAGUUUCACAAUGUCCAAAAUUAAAUGUUGAGCUGUUUUCUGUUAACAAAGACUAAAUAUUUGACUAAACACCUUAAUGUUCAAAAUUGUUUCACAGAACAUUUUACUCUUUAGUCUUUGUUAAUAAAGCCUAUGUGUAGUAAAUUAUAUUUGGCACACUGAGAUGUAUAUUCAAAAAUGUAUAUUAUAUAUAUAUAUAUAUGCAAAUAUUUAAAAAAAAAGUAAAGCAAGUAUUAUUGGACAUUGUGAAUCAUCACUUUAUUGUACUGGUGAUGCUCAGUUUUGAGCACUGGUCACAGUGGCUUAUAUUUCAAAUAAAGUAAUAUCUUUCAUUAACCCAUUGAUACCAAAAUAUUUGUGUAUUUUUUUAUUUUUGUUAUGUUCUUUUAUGUCGAUUUUGAUGAAAUUCGUUAUGUGGGUUCUUUGGUAUAUUUUUUAGUGAUUUUUAAUAGUAGUUUUUCCAUAAAAUAACGGAAAAAUUGUAUUUUUCAUAAAACUGCCUGAAUGAUUUGGAUAAAAAUGUGGUACCCGGUGUGUUAUAGUUAUAUGUAGAACUUUUGACUCUAAACCAAAUUAUACAACCCCCAUGCCUUAGAAAGUAUGGUUAAAAAGUUUUUAAAACUUUUGUGAUUUCCCCAUUUAAUAACACAUAAUUUGACUUUCAUAAUGAUUUUGAUUCAAAUUUAGUGUGUUAUAGUCCUUUUAACUCUAAAUAAAAGUUUAUAACCUCCAAUUCUGUAAAUAUUACUGUUCAAAAGUUAUUGCAAAGUUUGUGAUUUCCCCCAUAAAAUAUCACAGUUACUCCCACGACUUGCCCAUUAAGAGGGUUGGUGACAAGCUAAUGGGAGAAAGUAUGAGUCAGAUUGCUGAUAACAGAUACAGUUUAGUUAUUUUUGUACAUUUCUCUUGAACACCAUACUAAAAUCCCUUGCCUGCUAAUAAGCCAAUAGCAUUUAAUACUUUUAUAGUUGUUAAGUAGUAACUUAUCAUUAGGUUAUAUUGAGCCAGUGGUAAUUUGUAAAUAAAUCUUAUAUGUUAAAGAAAUUAUUGUUUGUGAUAAAUCUAAUAAAUCAUGUUUAGUGUUUAUAA